CUUACCAUCACCAUCAGCACUCUAUAGUUAAUAUCUAUAGAGCUUCUCUUCUCUCCAUCUCACCAGCCAUCACCACCACCACCACCAUCAUGGAGAUGAACUCACAAAACCAAGAGAAAUCUCACAUGGCCUCCUUUCCUGCAAAACUCAAAUCAAACACAGCCGAAUUCAUCAACAAAAUUAAGAAAAUUGGAGAGGAAGAUCCAAGAAGGAUCAUACACUCCGCCAAAGUCGGAUUGGCUUUGACAUUGGUCUCCUUCUUCUAUUACUUCAGACCCCUCUAUGACGGCUUCGGACAGGCUGGAAUGUGGGCAAUCUUAACUGUUGUCGUUGUCUUUGAGUUCACUGUCGGCGGAACCCUAUCAAAAUGCAUCAACCGAGGCUGCGCAACGCUGCUUGCCGGCGCUUUGGGUGUCGGAGCCGAGUAUUUGGCCAGUGUCUGCGGCGAGAAAGGCGAGCCUGUCGUGCUCGGACUCAUGGUUUUCUCUUUAGCUGCGGUUUCUACGUUUACGCGGUUUUUUCCGAAUGUGAAGAGGAAGUACGAUUACGGAGUGUUGAUAUUUAUACUGACUUUCAGCCUGGUGGCGGUGUCGGGUUACCGGGUGGGGCAGAUAUUGGAGCUGGCCCAUCAGAGGCUCUCCACCAUUCUCAUAGGCGGGGCCACUUGUAUGAUCAUAUCCAUAUUCUUCUGCCCGGUUUGGGCGGGUCAGGAUUUGCACUAUCUGGUCGCUGCAAAUAUUGAAAAGCUUGCUGCUUUUUUACAAGGAUUUGGAGGUGAGCUUCUAACGUUUUCUGGGGAUGAAAGCAUCAAGGAUUCAGGCGCCAAGAAUGUCGAGAAAUCGUUUCUCAAAGGCUACAAAAACGUGCUUAAUUCUAAGGCCACAGAGGAAUCGUUGGCUAAUUUUGCAUGGUGGGAGCCACCUCACGGUAAAUUCAAGUUCAACCAUCCAUGGAAACAAUACUUAAGGAUCGGAGGCCUGAGUAGGGAAUGUGCAUGCCUCAUGGAAUCACUAAAUGCAUACACAAAUUCUAAAUCUCUUAAAACGGCGACCUCAGAAUUCCAAAUCAGAAUCCGACAGUCAUGCGUCGAAAUGAGCACAGAAUCCGGCAAGGCCCUUAAUGAAAUCGCCACCGCAAUCAAGAAAAUGAGGCAGCCGCCGCAAUCCGCGGAAACCCACGCGCAGAAAGCCAAAUCGGCAGCCGAUCGACUGAAAACCAUGCUCCACAACUCGUCGCUGCCGUCGAAGCCGGAUUUGCAGGAGAUGGUGCCGCUACUCGUCAUCGCUUCCGUACUCAUCGACAUCAUUAACUGCGUUGACGAAAUCGCUCUCUCGGUUCGCGAACUUUCCCGAAAAGCGCGUUUCAAGAAUCCGAAGUCAAUUGCCGAGAAGCAGGCGCCGCCGCAGCAGCAGAUUCUUCACCGUGGAAUCGUCAGCCCCGUCGACGGUGAUCAUGUGGUUGUUGAGAUUCAGCCGCCCGCCGCCGACUUGCCGGAGAAGAAACUCGCGCCUCGGAGAGAUACAAUUAGUAUAUAAUUUAAUUGUAUAUAUAUGUUGUAUUUAAUUUAGUUUAGGGUAUAAAUAUACAUAUGCCGCAGUACUUGUACAUGAGACUAUGUAUUUUUGUGCGAUACGAUUGGUCGAUGAUGUAGACGUGACGGUGGUCAUAUGUAUGGUUAUGUAAGUGCGCUGAAUUAAAUUAAAUAAUACUAGUAUAUAUGUAAACUAAUUAGAGACGCAA
This is a messenger RNA of Salvia miltiorrhiza (redroot sage), 1740 nucleotides long. Its product is annotated as aluminum-activated malate transporter 8-like. Bases 90 to 1535 code for a protein of 481 amino acids. The transcript is spliced from 5 exons. NCBI's taxonomy places the organism in Eukaryota, Viridiplantae, Streptophyta, Magnoliopsida, Lamiales, Lamiaceae. Gene Ontology annotation, cellular component: plant-type vacuole membrane. The record is from RefSeq and is a predicted model, not a curated record. Gene Ontology annotation, biological process: malate transport.